UAGGAAGUUAAUUUCAUAUUAUACUCCUACUUAGUACUUACUUACGUCUUAGCUCUUUGUCUUUGGGUCGAGCAGUGACGAGUGACGACUGACAUUAUAAUUAUAAAUUUCGAUUGUGUCAUUAAUAAAAUAGGUAAUUAAAUUAAGAAAAAUGGCUAAGCCCAAAAAGGAUGAUACAUCUGAAGAAGCAAAAAAAAUCGUCGACGAUGCAAAAAAUUUUAUAGAAAAAGCUAUUGGAGAUAUUGGAAAAACUUCCGCAACGAAGCAGCUAAUUUUAGGAACUGCGUCAGGAUGGAUAACCGGUUUCAUUACUAUGAAAAUUGGGAAACUUGCAGCUGUUGGUAUUGGCGGAGGUGUUAUUUUAUUACAUAUUGCGAGCCAAAAAGGAUAUAUUGACAUUAAUUGGGAUAAGAUCAACAAAAAGGUCGAUAAAAUCACAGAUAAAAUUGAGAAGGAAACUACUGGAAAAUCUCCAGAUUGGUUUGAUAAAGUUGAAAGGUUUGUGGACCGUAAAAUUGAUAAAGCUGAGGGAUUGUUAAAGAAAAAAGAACACAAGGCUAAACGUUGGUACAAUGAUUUUAUUGGAGAUGACAAUUACCGCGCAACUGAAACACACGUAUUUAUGGCAUCUUUUGUUGCUGGACUGGCUGUUGGACUUAUUUGUGGCAAAUAGUUACUUUAAUGGUUCAUGUAGAUAAUGUAUCUUUAGAAAAAAUCUCACAUUGUUUAUUUAUAUAAUGUUUAUUAGAAUUAGUGAUAAAAAUAAGUAUUCCUUAACCAUAAAAUGUAAUUUAUUUCCACAAGUAUUUUAUU
Molecule: messenger RNA, 813 nt
Organism: Vanessa atalanta (red admiral)
Lineage: Eukaryota; Metazoa; Arthropoda; Insecta; Lepidoptera; Nymphalidae
Product: FUN14 domain-containing protein 1A
Exons: 4
Coding region: 152-673 (173 amino acids)
Biological process (GO): autophagy of mitochondrion
Cellular component (GO): mitochondrial outer membrane
Source: RefSeq, a predicted model, not a curated record